Molecule: messenger RNA, 4177 nt
Organism: Astyanax mexicanus (Mexican tetra)
Lineage: Eukaryota; Metazoa; Chordata; Actinopteri; Characiformes; Acestrorhamphidae
Product: tyrosinase-like
Exons: 5
Coding region: 91-1704 (537 amino acids)
Biological process (GO): pigmentation; melanin biosynthetic process
Molecular function (GO): tyrosinase activity
Source: RefSeq, a predicted model, not a curated record
AUCUGAAGAAGCUGGUGAGGGGGUGUGGGAAAUACUUAAGAAGAGGAAGAAGAAAAAAAGCUCAGGAGAAGCUCUGGGAUCACUGCUGAGAUGCGGUUGCUGGCUCUGAUCAGUCUUUUCAUUCAGUUUUUGACACCAACAUUUCAGCAGUUUCCUCGCCAAUGUGCCACCACAGAGGUCCUGUUAUCCAAGGAGUGCUGUCCCGUCUGGGAGGGGGACGGGUCGGCCUGUGGGGCGAGGUCAGGUCGGGGAGUGUGCCAAGAUGUGGUGGUGUCUGAGGAGCCAAAUGGUCCCCAGUACCCGUUUGAAGGUUUGGAUGAUAGAGAGAGAUGGCCACUGGUGUUCUACAACCGGACCUGCCGCUGCCUCCAGAACUACAUGGGCCAUAACUGUGGGGACUGCAGGUUCGGCCACUUUGGCCCGAACUGUGCCGAGAGGCGUGAAUCAGUCCGUAAGGAGGUGUUCCAGCUGUCCACUACAGAAAGGCAAAAGUUAAUUUCAUACCUUAAUCUUGCCAAGAACACGAUCAGCCAGGAUUAUGUGAUUGCUACUGGCACCUACCUGGAAAUGAACAACGGCACCAACCCUCUGUUCAGAAACGUCUCCGUCUACGACCUGUUCGUCUGGAUGCACUACUACGUUUCCAGACACGCUAUGCUAGGUGGCACCAACAAUGUAUGGAGGGGGGUAGAUUUCGGGCACUGGGCACCAGGCUUCUUACCUUGGCACAGAGUGUUUUUGCUGCGCUGGGAGCACGAGAUAAGAAAGUUAACUGGAGAUUUUACAUUUACCAUUCCCUACUGGGACUGGAGAGACGCACAGGAAUGUGAAGUAUGUACUGAUGAUCUCGUGGGGAGUCAAAGCCGCCUGAACCCGAACCUCAUCAGUCCAGCUUCUGUGUUCUCCUCCUGGAAGGUGAUUUGCUCCAGAGCACCAGAGUACAGUUUGAAUGGUGUGUUGUGCGAUGGCAGAGAGGAAGGACCCUUACUACGCAACCCUGGUAAACAUGACCGGAACCUGGCGAGCGGACUGCCCACGUCUGCUGAAGUGGACUUUACUCUGGGCCUGUCCCAGUACGACACCGGACCAAUGGACCGCACGGCCAAUAUGAGCUUCAGAAACACACUGGAAGGAUUUGGAGAUCCUCGAACUGGCCUUGGAAACAGUCCUAAGCUGGGAAUGCAUGCAGCGCUGCAUGUUUUCAUGAACGGCUCCAUGACUUCAGUGCAGGGCUCAGCCAAUGACCCAGUUUUCCUCCUGCAUCAUGCCUUUGUAGAUAGUAUCUACGAGCAGUGGUUGAGAAGGCACCAACCGGAAAGGUCUCAUUACCCCACAGCCAACGCUCCAAUCGGACACAACAGUGAAUACUACAUGGCUCCAUUCCUUCCUCUGUACAGGAAUGGAGAUUACUUCCUUUCCAGCAAAGAUAUGGGCUAUGAGUAUUCCUACCUUCGAGAUCCAGGCCAGCAGUUUGUGGAUAACGUAGCGUCGUAUCUGGAGCAGGUGAAGGGGCUCUGGCCGUGGCUCCUGGGGGCGGCUCUGUUGGGAGCGGUCUGCUCUGCGGCUUUGGCUGUGGGCUUGGCUAAAGCUGGCAGAUCAGCACUGAGGCGCAGGAGAAGAAAUCAGAGCUCUGAGAAGCAGCCCCUCAUAAUCAGCACAGACACUGAGGGGUCCUCUUCAUCCUACAGAACCAUGAGGCCAUGAGCAGGGUGGGCACUGGGGGGCAGCAUUGUAUUUGAAAUGAUGUAAUAAUUAACGUGGGCACUAGGAGGUAACAGUAUAUGUAAGAUGAUGUAAUAAGCAAUGUGAACUGCAGGGGGCUAUACAUACGCUAUACAUACAGGUUGUACAGGUUUACUGGAUUUGUGCUUUCAAUUUAAGGCCUAGUAACCAACCACUACAGAGUAGGUUACUGGAAUUGAGAGUAGAUUCUAAACUGGGCCCGGUUUCCCAAAAGCAUCUUAGCAUUAAGAACAUCUUAACAUGAAAAGAGAGAGAGAGUGCUCAGAGAGUGCUCAGUGUGAAGCUCUGGACCAUCUAAAAAUCAUCUUAACGCUAGAACCUUUUGGGAAACGCAACCUUGGGUCAUGGAAACGGCUUAAAAGGGCUGUAUCUUACAUUUUCUAUCAAGCAAAAUCCUUGCAUCUCCAAAAUAGCAACUGCGUAUGCUAAAGAAAAAUAAAAUUAAAAUUAAAAUUAAAAUAAAUUAACUUUCAAUAAAAGUAAAUGCAAAAAAAAAAAAAAAACUAAAAACUAAUCAAAUAAUCAAAGUAAUUUUGCAUUAUUUCUACUGGUUCAUUUAUCAUGAAAUUUGGGGUCAUAAAAUUAAGAUCCAAGGAUUUUGUAGGCAGAUCAGUCAUUCACAUUUAUUUUUUAUAUUUAUUCUUUUUUUUUCACUCUCCAACAUUCAGGUUGACACGUUUUUUUAUAUUUCUUUCUAUAUAAUAACUAGUGGUGUCCCAAUCAGAUUAUAUAUUUUGCCCCCAAAUCCCAUCUGAGACUCUUAAUGCUAAAUAUCAGCCAAUACAGAUCUGAUCCAAUCAUUAGUUGUUUUUAAUGAAUAAUACAUUAAUAAUAGAUUCAUUUAGUUUAGCAAUCAAUAACUGCUAAUAACUUUAUUGUACAUCUUUAAUAGUGUAAAAUAAAGUCUGAUUUACCUUACUGAACAUUCAGCUCCCAGUCCAUUUAAAACAGUGCAAUUAAGUUGCAUAUAUGUGAAUGUGUGUUUGUGUGUGUAGACUUGAGUAGAAUUUGAAGUGUUCUUUAAGCUCCACACUUAAGUAGAAGUACUAAAGUUUUUAAUUUUUUUGUACUUAAGUAUUGUAAGUACACUGCCUGGUAAAAAAAAAAGCACCGAAAAAAAAAUCAUCUAAUAUUUAAUUGGAUUGCCUUUAGUUUUGAUUGCUGCACACAUUCACUGUAGCAUUGUUUCAAUAAGCUUCUGCAAUGUCACAAGAUUUAUUUCAAUCCAGUUUUGCAUUCAUUAUUUUUUUUUACCAAAAUCUUGCAGCAGCAUUGAUGAUGGUAGAGUCUGACCAACCACUGCACAAAGCAGCUCUUCUCCAUCCAGCACAUCCCAAAGAUUCUCAAUGAGGUUAAGGUCUGGACUCUGUGGUGAACUCUCUCUCAAUCCAUGUGUGAAAAUGAUGAUCUCAUGCUCCCUGAACCCUGAACCCUUUCACAAUUCUUCUUGGAAUAUGGCCGUGUUCAUCAGGGAAGAAAAAAUCAGUUGAUGGAAUAACCUGGUCUAUAUUCAGUAUAUUCAGGUAGUCAGCUGACUUCAUUCUUUCAGCACAUACUGUUGCUGAACCUAAACCUGCAGACCAACUGCAGCAUUAACCCCACAUUAUUUACUUACUCCAGUAGAUACAGAUACAGCUUUUUAGUACCUAAUUACAGUAAUGAAAUAGUUUUACGUUAGUAGUAUACAUCUCUGUUUGUGGUACACAGUAAACUCUAAACUCUGUGUUUUAUAGUAAGGUAAAUGUUCUAUGAUUUGGGUUUCUAUAGUGUGUGUAUUAGCAUUAGCGUUAGCCUUCAUGCUGUUCUAAAUGCACUGUUUAGUGCUGGUUCAAAAACAAAGCAUUUAUUCUACAGAUUAUAUAUAUAUAUAUAUAUAUAUAUAUAUAUAUAUAUAUAUAUAUAUAUAUAUAUAUAAUGUCUGUUAAUUGCACCACAAGGAUACCACCAGACAGUGCUCUGAACAUUGUGUUUAAAAUACUAGGAACUGGAUUGUGAUUUAUCUAGGUCUGGAUCGGACCUGAUCCAAAUAUAUUUUAUCAUAUUGGGACAUCUCUUCAAACUUGCUAUGUUUUUUUUUUUAUGUGAAUAAAAUGUAGGUUUUCUGUAAUAUGUGCCCUUUAAACCUAGCUUUGAAAUAAAUUGUAAAACUUGGAUUGCUAACCCUUUAAAAAGCCUUAAUCAGGUUCUUGAACAUUCAGAAUUAGAACAUUUGUACUUUACAUAAUAUUUUAAAUAAAAUAUUUCAUUAGUAGAUAAUAAUUAAGGUAAAACUACAUAUCUCUGUAGAAUUAAAUUAACUGUAAUAAAAGCAUCAAAGGUAGACACUGUCACUCAUUGUUUUUUUUUUCCUUAGCAAAUUAUCACAAAGCCUCCCUAACUGUUUCUACAAUGCAUUGAUAAAACUAAAUUCAAAUUAAAGUUUUGUGGGAAACAA